GCCACACACAGCGGUCGCGCGCGCCUCCCGAUAUCUCUCUCCGUCGUCGCGUUCACGUCCAGAGCCCCGGGAGAGGUUCUAAAGAUAGAAGACGGGAACGGCGGCCAGUAGGGAUCCUAGCCGAAAAUCCUGGUCCACCGGGAACCGUUGGCCGCGCGGAUGAACGCCCUCGUCGUCGUGAAUCGUUGUGCGCGCGCCCGCGAGUAACGGUUAACCCGUCGCCAGAGAGAGAGAGAGAGAGAGAGAGAGAGAGAGAGAGAGAGAGAGACAGACAGACACGCGCCGUAGUUUAUAAAGCGACAUUCUCGUGCAGCGAAGGAGAUGUGCCGUUGAGGAUAUGUGCGCGCCAACGGGGCGUCCUCUCGACUCACGUCCGCACGACGCGAGAUGAGGAAAAGGGAACAGGAACACGGACGCGUACACGGUGCACCAGCUUCUUCCGGCUGACGAGCAACGGGGGAAGUUCCCGUGAAAUCGCGUUGCGAAUCGAUUGCCGCGACGACGAUUCGAAUAUACGCGUACGGACGUCGCGUUUUAUGUUCCAGUCCCAGAACUCGGAGGUUCGUCGAUCGAGAAGAAACUCGGAAGGAUUUUCCAAAGAUGGAAACCACGAGUCCUUAGAACGAACCGUGGUCCACGGAUGAAGAUGGAUUCCGUGAAACUCGAACCGACCAAAGUCAAAGUUAUCGCGGAAUCAACGUUGAGGGACCGUCGGGGGUGAAUGGCGGCCGAAGAAUGAACGAAUAGGAACCGCGAGAGUGGAUGGUUCGACGUUCCCGAUCGAAAAGUAGACUCGUUUUCGUGCAAUGGUAACCGAAUCGUCGACGGUGUUCGAGGUGUGUUCGUUCGAGUAACGGCGUUGAACGAAUAUCCGAGAAAACGGUUGUUAACGGUAACUCCGUGAGUUCGCGGGAGAAACGGCUGCUUAAUUAAAAGUGUCGGGCCGUUCUUUUUUUUUUUUUUUCGAUCGGAUUGGUUCCUAUCAGGUGUCGUCGAUGCCAGUCGAAGGUUAACGAGGCUCGAUUGGGGGGGGCGGGCGAACCCUGGUUCGGAUUUAGGUCCGGAAAGCGUAAUAAUUGUUCGAUUCAACGAGGAAUCGUUCCGUCGUGGUGUUGGUGCUUCUUUAUUCCCGUGGAAGGAAGAAAACCGAUCCCCCGACCAUGGGCUGCGAACUUGGGAAAUUGGCGACCGUGAAGACGCCGCCCCAAGCCGCCACGGAUCCGCGACUUCCGUUAACGGCGAAGCAGAAAUUUACGGUUAUGGCGAGCUGGAAAGCUGUGUUCAGAGCGCUGGUGCCCACUGGCGUCUUCAUGUUCAUAAGGUUGUUCGAAGAGAAUGCGGAAUUGUUAAAUAUGUUCACGGAAUUUCGCGAGCUGAAGACGAAAGAGCAACAGAAUAACAGCAUGGAAUUGGCGCAACACGCGGAGAAGGUUAUGUCGGCCCUCAACGAAGGUAUCAAAGGCCUUGACGACAUGGACGUCUUCUUGACCUGCCUUCAUCAAGUCGGUGCCACGCACACGAAGAUCCCUGGUUUCAAUCCACAAUAUUUUUGGAAAAUCGAAAAGCCAUUCCUGGACGCGGUGGAGAGGACCCUGGAGGACCGAUAUUCCGAGAACGUGGAGAACGUCUACAAGCUAACGAUUAAGUUCAUCAUUGAAACGCUAAUCGACGGGUUCAACGAGGCCCAGAACGACAAAGCACAGAGCGACACUGCUAAAUCCUAGUCGAGUCGGGGAACUUUAAUGUCCGAUCGAGAUAAUUCCUGAAUCGCUUUUGUCCUUCGGGAACGUAAUUUUCGAACGGGGGAACCGAACAAUCCCGGACAGAACGAGUCCGACCACUCGAUUCGAACGAUCGUUCGUCUAUUCCGAAAUAUCUCCGUUUCUCAGAACAGUGGAAAACACACAAAAAAAAAAAAAAAAAAAAAAACUGCGUGGGACGAAUUUAAAACGUCGAGUUACAUUUUUCUUACGGAAGUCGCGGAAAGUUGCUUCGCCGGGCGGUUAGAUUUGAGGAUCGUUUUCCAUCGAGCGGGUCUCGGUUGUGGGAAAUAAUACGUGUGGGAAGUAACUAUGAUUAUCGUAUUGCACGUCUUUGGUCGUCUCGUACCGCGAACGACGAAACGAGUCGUGGAUUCUAUUGACGGUCAAAGAAGAUGAACGACGCGGUUUCGUUCGGUAUUUAUUGACUUCCUGUACCAACGGUCGGCUUCUUUAUACUAUAAUUAGCGUAAAACCAAACAUAUAUUUAAUAGGAAAAAUUUUAGUUCGAUUUUAAAUUAUUCUUUCACGAUCCUGCGCCGUAAGGAUCGAUCGUAGAUAUUUGUUUGCCCCUUGAAUAUCGAUUACGAAAUUCGAGGCUCCUCCACGCCACUGGAUCGACGCAGAUCUCUAUUUAUUUGUACAGUACACGAGCGUCGUGGAUUAUUUCGGACUACUGCCAACAAUUGUCGACAUUUAGAGGAGAUGCCGUUCCAUAAUUGUAAGUUGAUUCGAUCCAAGGAAAAGACAAAGGAUUUCAACGUUUUUCGUUUUCGUGAAAUUAUGUUCGAACCGAGGGAAACGUUAACGAAUUAAUUUCUGUGAUCGACCUUGUUUCACCGAACAGUUUCAAGUAAAUUAUGUGUAUUGUUCUUUUAAACCAGAGUUAAGUUAUAUGUGAAAAUAAUAAUAUAUAUAUUGAAUUUUUUAAAGUUCACCGAAACUUUAUACGAACGCGAAUUAAAUAGAAUUAAAUUCGUACGAUGUUCCUGAAAUCCGUUACGAAGAAUAGCUGAAUAAAAUUACUUCGAACGAACUCGAUGGACUCUGAGAGAUCGCACGACAGAGAGCAAAGUUUCAAUUGUUUUUCUCGAAACGCGGGAUUUCAGCCACGUUCUAAUUGUUAACAUUCGCUGUACGCGUUUUUAAACGGCACUUUUGCAGGCUCAAAAUGCAUAUUAGUGCAGGGCUAUUCUCUCGAAACGAAGCGUGCAAACAUCAAAGGCGGAAACAGCGAUGCUCGUUGGAUUUUUUAACGUUUUAACAUUCUCUCCAAGCGUUCUGUAAACAUACAGUGUUUUCGUGUACAAAAAAUCGUAACUUUGCAUACGUUCCAAGUUUUGUUCUGCUGUUUACUAAUCGUUGGUUAAAAAAAAAAUUUGGUCGUUUCGAAGGUAUUGCAGUUCCCAAUUUAUAAAAUUCAAAUUAAAUUGAGUUUUGCAUUUAAUUUCGAUAUAAAAAUUUACAUAUUUUUGUCCGUUUUAACGUUUCUCGGGGGCUACAAAAAUACUGGAAGUUCGAAUCUCGCGCCAUUUUCUGUCGAAUAAUUUCCACGGGCGGCGAAGUCGAGUUUUUAAGCGGAUUCACGUGCUCUUCUGACUUUCAGCAUGCGCUCGAUAAUUGGUACCAGAAUAGUGAUUACCUCGAACCAAUCGAACGUUAAACUGGUGUUUUUAUUCAUGAGAACCUUGGGUUACGUAAGUCACGUAUGUAGCACAGCUUUCUAUAGUUCGUGACAAAAUCUAUUCCCCUGCUAAGUGCACUGAAAACAUCCUCCCGUCAUGGCGGUGUCAGAAAAAAAAAUAAAACAGAAUUUAGAAGCCUUUUUUUCCUUUGACAAUCAUUCGCAGAAUUGAGAUAUUCGAGGUGACUUUUCCUGGAUAACCCUGAAAUUAAAACAGUAUACUAAUUCCCUGACAGUAAUACCUCUAUAGAAACGACAAACAUCUUCAGGAGAAUGAAAUUGGUUAACCUCCUGUGCGAUUAUAUCGAUCGUAUAAUGGACGACGCUGUGACCAAUGUUUAAAUUAAGAAUCAAUUAAAAAAUAUCUUCGUAAUUAUUUAUUAUCGACUUCCACUUUAAUAGUCUUUUAUUCAGAAUUCGAUACCCUUUCCAAACAUCAAAAUAUCGAAACGGUGAUUGUUGCAUCGUACGAUCUCUAUAUCCAACAUGGCGGCCAAGAUGGACGCGACAGAAAAUAACUAAAAUCCGCGGGGCAAUAUCGAACGAUCGUCGUUCUAGGUUCUCACAACGUAUACACUUUUCUAAACAACGGUUCAGACUGGUAUUUUACUGUAUCUGCCAUGUCCCAUGCGCUUCGUCGUUAAUUCGUGUGUCGCGAAGCGUUUCAAAGUCACCUCGUUACAAGGGGAGCAAUAUUGGAAAGUGUCACAACAGCUAACAAAGAAAUCGAUAACCUGUGUUCUCGCAAAGUACAGAAUCCAUUAGGCCGCUUACAAGCGUGACAAAAUGCAACGGCACGUGUGUAUAAUAAAAAAAGAAAAGAAAGAUUAUUAAUAAGCAAGUACCGUUGAUUUCUUAGGCUUGGUUUCGUAUCCGUUCAAUCGAAAACAGAUUCCGCGUGAAAUAAAUACAUUCCAGUCGGAAACGGACCAAUUCGUACGUCGGAAAUUAAGUAAGACGCGAUAGCCACGUACACACAGCUUUCCAACGGCGUGUGAAAGAGUAUGUUCAAUUUGCGUUGGGCGAGGUUAGGUGAUACGGCUUGCUUUUAAUGGAAAACGCCAGAGAAACAGUGAUUUCUUAUUUAACGAAGGUUAUAUUUGUCGAGAUUUCAAGGUCAUCGAUGGUUUUUAAACGAGACUUUCCUUUUUAUCGAGACCUAAGAAUUGAAAUAAUUAACCUAUAAAUUAUUUUGUAGGUUAAGGUCGAUAGUAAGUUGGGAAUUUUUUUCAACCGUGGCGUGUCACCUGGUCUUGCCCUGAAUUGAAGUAAAUUAAUAUACGAUAAGUAUAACGUAUACUUAUAAUUGUUUUGGACCAGAAUGUCGUACCGCCAUAACAGUAUUUUACGAUUCGAAGCUUGUUUCUGGUCGGAGAACAGAAUGAAAUAAAUAAAAAGUGUGGUGCAGCAAUGCGUGUACCACUGUUUGAAAAACAAAACCUUGAUUAAGACUAUUUAUUACCUAAAUGAAAUAUGUUAGAUAAAUAUGCGCGCCCUUCAAUAUUAUUUCAUGUAUCGCUAACCAUAUUUUUCAAACUAGUCCAAUAAUUAUGUCGUCGUCAUAUCUCAUCGUCUGUGUCCCGCAAGGAAACCAACUUAUAAUAUUUGUAAUAAUAAUUCCUGAUCAUUGUCGAACAAAUACAGAAUGCCUACAGGUGUGAAAUAAUUUUUAUAAUAAAAGAAAAAUGUGCAAUGAGACAAUGAGACAAAUUUCAAGCAACAAAUUAUUUUCUACGUCGGUAUAGAUUUAUUUUCAAUGCGCGUUAAUUGUAACGGCUAACGCGAACGUUUAUAUAAUAUUGAUACAAGGGAAAAUAGACGUCGAUUUACGGAUUCGAUUCACAUUACGCGUAUCGUUAUUUUUUAUUUAAAGACUCGAUAGCAAAGAUCGUUUGUUACGUGAUCACGACACCUUGGAAAUUUUGUAACGCAAUGUAAAUUAAGUGCGAAUAUUUUUCUGCGCAAACUCUGUAUCACGUCAUGCGUACAUAAGUGUGUCAGUUUUACGAAUACAGCAAAAGGGUGAAUUUCUAAAGCUCAUCGAACGGAUGAAUCAUCAAUCGUAGUCAGACGAUUUUUAUAGUGUAUAAUCAAAAAAGAUGUUAAGAAACGUGCACGAUCUUUGACCGUCAAGAGACAAUUAUAUAGAUUUUUACUCGCGAUUAAGA
This is a messenger RNA of Colletes gigas, 5612 nucleotides long. RefSeq names its product globin-1-like. The coding region runs from base 1161 to 1724 and encodes 187 amino acids. The record is from RefSeq and is a predicted model, not a curated record. The transcript is spliced from 4 exons. Lineage: Eukaryota; Metazoa; Arthropoda; Insecta; Hymenoptera; Colletidae. Gene Ontology annotation, molecular function: oxygen binding; heme binding.